AUGGAAAAUCACUGGGAGAGAGUCAAUGCAAUUGUUCUACCUUGGAUAAUGAAUUCUGUGGCUAAGGGGCUGUUCGGAGGAAUUAUGUAUGCAUCUAGUGCUCAAGCUGUUUGGGAAGAUUUAUUAGAAAGAUUUAAUAAAAUUGAUGGGUCAAGAACCUUCAACCUACACAAAGAAAUUGCAACUUUAACUCAAGGGAUUGCCUCAGUCUCUGUAUACUUCUCAAGAAUGAAAGAUUUGUGGGAAGAGUUUGAGGCAUUAGUGCUUACUCCCGGGUUGAAUCAAGCAUAUGCAAUGAUAGUUAGUGCUGAAAGCCAAAAAUCAGUUGCAGCUAUGUCCGGUGUGUUAGGAACUAAUCCUAAUGCAAUUCCUGGUAGUUAUGGUAUGGCUAUGUACUCAAGAAGUGGUAAUAAUCAGCCUCAAAGAUUCAAGAAAAAUUACAACAUACAGUGUGAUUUUUGUAAGCUUAAAGGAUACAGCAAAGAAAAUUGCUAUAAAAUUGUAGGGUAUCCUGCAGAUUUCAAGAAGAAGAAAAAUUCUGGGAUUCACUAUCCUAAUCAUAGUGCAAAUGCAGUCAAUGUACUCACAGAUAACUCUCAGAUGGAUCAGAAUAAUCCCAUAACAUUCAACUAUGGGGUGAACACAAAUGUGGUAGAACAGAAUGCAAGUAAUAGCCUCAAUCAAAAGCCAAGUACAUAUGGUCUAUCAUGUGAGAAUGCUGCUGGAACUCAAUUAGGAAACUACACUUUCACCAAGGAUCAAUAUGAUCAAAUUGUCCAUAUGCUAAACAAGAUUUCAAUACCUUCAUCAGACAAUUCUGCAGCAAAUUUGACAGGUAAUCCUAAAGCUCUACUAGUCUCUGAUGAAUCUUAUAAUUGGAUUAUAGACACUGGAGCUACAAAUCACAUGGUUUCUGAUAUUAACAUGUUAGAUAAAUCCUCAAUAAUUGAGAUUGAAAAUCCAAAAAAAGUCUUCUUACCAAAUGGUGAUAUAACACAAGUCACACAUAUAGGUUCAAGUUCUCUAUCAGAUGAGAAUACAAUUUCUAAUGUAUUUCAUGUGCCACAAUUCAAAUUUAAUCUAUUAUCUGUGUCUAAGGCUACUAAGGAACUAAAAUGUUCAGCAACCUUUUUCCCUAAUUUUUGCUUCUUCUGGGAUCUCCUCACUGGAAAAGUGAGGGAGAUUGGUAAGGAAGAAGAUGGGCUCUACAUCUUACUAAGACAAAUAACGGAGAAGAAUAAAAGGAUUGCAUUAGCAGCCUCAGAAGUUGAAAAUCUAAACAAGCAGCUAGAUGUGGAUCUGUGGCACAAAAGACCUGGUCACUUGUCUACUAUAGGAUUACAGAAAAUUUUACAUGUUAGCUUACCAUUCAUUAGAGAAAAGAUCAGCAAAUGCACGGAACAUGAUAAAAUUAUGCCAAGAGCUAAUAAGGUUGUUCAUAUGGGAUACUCAGAGGUCCAAAAAGGAUACAUUUUAUUUGAUAUUGCUAAUCAGUCUUUCUUUGUUAGCAGAGAUGUGACAUUUAGGGAAGACAUAUUCCCUUUCAGUUAUAGAAACAAAACUGCAGCACAGUCCUUAUUUAUAGAUCCUACUCUGCAUACAGGGAUAACACUAGAUGUUAUACCUGAGACUAGUCUUACAAACAACCUUCCAAACACUAUGGUUCAACAACAAAAUCAAGACUUUGAAGUAGCAGAAACAGAUACAAAUACAAAUACACCUUCACCAAUUAUAGAUGUUCAGGUAUACUCUCAACACUUAGAACAAACUAUGACAGAUCAACAAAUACCUCAACAGACUCAACCUCAACAAAUUAUUGUUAGAAAAUCAACAAGAGACAAAAAUCCACCUAUAUGGAUGAAAGACUUUGUAUCACUGAAUAUUCACAGAGAUGAACCUUAUGCAAUAAACAAUUAUCUAGGAUAUGAUCAACUAUCACCCAAAUAUCAAUCUUAUAUGAGUGUGUUUUCUUCUGUUAUUGAGCCUGCAAACUAUUCUGAGGUAGUAAAAGAUCCUAGAUGGGUGGAAGCAAUGAAUGAAGAAAUAAAGGCACUUGAGAACAAUAAUACCUGGGAAAUUGUCACACUACCAGAAGGUAAGAAACCUAUAGGGUGUAAAUGGAUCUUCAAGAUCAAAUACAAAGCUACAGGUGAGAUUGAAAGAUUCAAGGCUAGAUUAGUAGCAAAGGGGUACAGUCAAAAGGAAGGGAUUGACUACCAAAAAAUAUUUUCACCUGUAGUGAAAAUGGUAACUAUUAGGACAAUUUGGCUUUAG
Messenger RNA from Nicotiana tabacum (common tobacco), 2274 nucleotides. NCBI's taxonomy places the organism in Eukaryota, Viridiplantae, Streptophyta, Magnoliopsida, Solanales, Solanaceae. The record is from RefSeq and is a predicted model, not a curated record.